AUGGAAUAUUUACCAUAUCCUGAUGAUAAUUUUAAUGAAAUUAUUGAUAAUUGUUUUCAACGAGGUGAUAAAUUUACUCUUGAAUAUAUACGUCGCCGUACUGGACAAGCAUUUGUUCCUAAUGUUCGAGUUCAUGUUAAAUCAAUUGUAGCUAAACGUACAGAUAAAUGUUCUACAGCAUUUAUUGAUCCAUAUUUAUUUUGUAUAACAGCUCAGCAUGGACUUAAUAAAUGGACUAUUUAUAAACGUUAUCGACAUUUUCAAGAUUUACAUCAAACAUUGAUGAAUUUCGUGAAUGAAGAAAGAAAAAAAUCAAACAAUGAUUUAGAUAUGUAUGGAUUUUUCAAUCCAACAAAAAAAAAUAAUGUUGUUUGGGCUGAUAAUCGAUCUGAUGCUAAUGAAUGUGGUAGACUAGAUAAAAUGGAAAAAUAUCCGGUGAGUAUCAUAGUUGUAUUGGGUGUAACAUGUAUUCAAGAUAAAAAUAAUGAAUAUCCAUAUUUUCCAGCAACAAAUGAUCAAACUCCAUUGACUAAUGAUUCUAUUAUUGAAGAACGUUGUCGUAUUCUUGUCGAUUAUUUCAAUAAAGUUCUUAGACAUCCUAAAUUUCGUGCACAUCCAGCAAUGCGUGAAUUUUUCAAUGUAAGUUGUUUAUCAUUCAUUCAUGGUUUAUCCGUUAGUCGAAAAGAAGGUUAUCUAUCAGAAGCAUCUAUUGAUUAUUAUUGUGAUCAACAUGUUUUGUUUCCUACACAAUAUCUUUGUAAUUUAUGUAAAUGUCAUGAUGGUCCAAAAUGGUUUAUUAUUAAAGAUAGUUAUAUAGUUGAUAUACGACCCGAUACACACGAAGUAUGUUUUCCUAUGUUAGUUGAUCGUGGUUUUCAAGUUUCAACUGUUAAUGAUAAUAAUAUUAAAAUAAGCAAUUUACAACGUACAUUAGUUAUUAAAUGUCGAACAACAUAUGAUUGUAAUGAAUGGACACAAGAUUUAUUAAAUUUAAUUGAACAAGCAAAUGAUUUUGUCAGUACAAAACAAAGUCGAUUUAAUUCAUAUGCAUCUGUUCGAGAAAAUCAAUUAGCUUAUUGGUUUAUUAAUGGUAAAUCAUAUAUGAAAGCUGUUGCUAAAGCACUUUUAACAGCUAAAGACGAAGUUUUUAUUACUGAUUGGUGGCUUUCACCUGAACUCUUAUUAAUUAGACCAACAGAUGAUGAAACAUAUCGACUUGAUAAUAUAUUAGGAAGAAUAGCUGAUGCAGGAGUUCGUGUUUAUGUCAUGCUUUUUAAAGAAAUACCAUUUGCUGUAGCUUUAAAUAGUUUAUAUACAAAAAAGACAUUAGUUUCUAAAAGUACAAAAGGAUUUAUUAAAGUUAUUCGACAUCCAGAUCGUAAUACAACGGAUGGAGUACUUUUAUGGUCUCAUCAUGAAAAAAUGGUUGUUAUUGAUCAAAAGAUUGCUUUUGUCGGCGGAAUUGAUUUAUGUUAUGGACGUUGGGAUGAUGAAUAUAUGCGUCUUGUGGAUUUGGGUAAGAAAAAUGAUACAACAUUGAAAUCGCCAUUUGAUAUAGCUGCAGAAAAAGCAGCAUCGGGUGGUAAAGAAACAGUAGAAGCAGCACAAAUAACUACUACGCAAAUGGCUGAACAAGCUGGUGAAAUACCUAUUAAAAGUAUUAAGUGUCUGAGAGCAGCAUUCAAUCCUCUAAAUGAGGUAAAUGAAGAUGUCAAGCUUCCUGCUUCAACUAAUGCAAAUGAAACAACAUAUGAUAUGAAAUUAAUAGCUGGAAAUUGAGAAAACAAUCUGAAUUUUAAAGAUACACAAGUAACAAAUGAUGGAAAAACAAUUCGACAACUUACUCCGGGAUUACAAAGUUUAGUUCAAACAAUAAGAAAAGAUGAUGAAGAUUCUGAUGAUGAAAAAAUUCUCGAAGAACAACAAUCAAUUACUACUUCAACACCUGAUAUUGAUAUAAAGCAUCGAUAUUUUAUUGGAAAAGAUUAUUCAAAUGCAUAUGAAAAAGAUUUUAAAGAACUUCACGACUACAGAACAGAUUAUAUUACACGAACAUUAGUACCACGUAUGCCAUGGCAUGAUGAAGCAUUAGUUGUAUUUGGUCAAACAGCUCGAGAUGUUGCAAGACAUUUCAUUCAACGAUGGAAUAUUCAUAAAUGUGAAAAAUAUCUGAAAAAUGAUUUAUAUCCAUAUCUAUUACCUAAGUCAUAUGAUGAUGUUGAAGAUUUAACUAUUGAAAAUUGGAGAGAUUUUCUUGAAAGUGAACCAUUUCGUGUAAAUGCUCAGUGUGUUCGUUCCGUUGGACCAUGGUCAGCAAGAACGAAAACAAUAGAAUCAUCGAUUCAAAAUGCUUAUAUACAAAUGAUUGAUGCUGCUAAACAUUAUAUAUAUAUUGAAAAUCAAUUCUUUGUUUCUAUUGCUCACGAUUCAGUAGUUCGAAAUCAAUUAGGUGAUGUUCUUUUUCGACGUAUAGAACGAGCACAUAAAAAUAAUGAAAAAUUUCGUAUUUAUAUUGUUCUUCCUCUUUUACCUGGUUUUGAUAGUAUGAAUACCGUACAAGCUGUACUAUAUUUUAUUAUGCGUUCAAUUGUUAAGGGUGAUAAUUCAUUAUUUAAACGACUUGAAAAUGCAGGUAAAUCAAAUAUUUUGCUCAUAGUUUUCUUGUCGUUUAAUAAUAGAUAUAAAAAUCGAAUAGAUUAGCAGUUUGUCAAUCUCAUAUAAUGAUUUACAACAGUAAAUAGAGCACAGAUGUCUAUCUUUGUUUGAACAUCAAAGAUAAUAGAGUUUAUGUUAGUGUACAUAUUUAGUGUUAUACGGAAAAGAAAUUUUUAGAACUACAUAGAAUUAAAGACGAAGAUCGGAAAUGUUCAGGAUCAGCUUUUGUCGGACGUUGUACUAUGUUUGAGAAAAAUUUUCUAAUAUUAUCUUACUCAUUCUACACUUCCUCAUUCUUACGGAACGUGUACAAGUAUUCCUUGUGGUGAAAUUUUCGUGCAAAAAAUCGUCUAAUCCAUAUGAAAAUACGAAAUGGAGAAUCAAAGGGGAAAAAGCAUACUUCUGUACUUCUUGGUCUUCUUCGUACUUCUCUGUACUUCUUUGUACUUCUUCAUACUUCUUCGUACUUCUCCGUACUUCUUCAUACUUCUCCGUACUUCUUCGUACUUCUUCAUACUUCUUCGUACUUCUUCAUACUUCUUCAUACUUCUUCGUACUUCUCCGUACUUCUUCGUACUUCUCCGUACAUCUCUGUACUUCUUCAUACUUCUCCGUACUUCGUCGUACUUCUCUAUACUUCUUCAUACUUCUAACGAGGGAGGGUCACCAACUGAUCAAUCGCUUUUGAGUCAGAACUAUGUGCAUCAUAUAGGUCCUAAUGAGCUAUGAAUACCAUAAAAAGAGUUCGGACCGCUAGCUUAUUACUGCCGAGAUACUGCAUUUUUACGAUAUUGUUAAGCAGAAUACCGUAGUCCUCCUCAGGAACACCAGCAAAACUGAGUUUUGAAUUUUGACUUGAAAUGUGGCACAGAAACAGAUCUCAAUGAGAAUACUUUAUUGUAAAAGUUUCAGAUCCUUCGAUUGUUCCUAUUCUGAAAUAAGAACAUCAGAACCUGUCGGGGGUAUUCGAGCAGUGUAAAAACACCCUUUUUAGCCGUAUCUUAGGAUAGGAACAACCAAAAGACCUGAAACUUUCACAAUAAACUACUCUCACUGAGGCCUGUUUCUGUGCAAAGUUUCAAGUCAAAACUCGAAACUCAGUUCUUCUGGUUCCUGAGGGGACCACGACAUUGUGCUUGUUUAAAGAUACCACAAACAUGCAGUAUUUCGACAAUAAUAAGCUAGCGGCCAGAACUCUUUUCAGGGUAUUCAUAGCUCAUUAGGUCCUAUAUGAUGCACAUAGUUCCGACUCAAAAGCGAUUGAUCAGUUGGUGACCCUCCCUCGUAAGUACUUCUCCAUACUUCUCCGUACUCUUUCAUACUCUCCCACACUUAUAAAUACCUUUUUUUAAUACCUGUAGGUACUUUUUCAUGGUUCUCGACAUGCAUAUUUGCUUUUUGGAGUUUUAGGUAUCUAUUUUACUGAUAUAGUUAAGAGAUAUUAUGUUAGUUUUUUCUUUGUAAUAUAGAUUUUUAUUUAAAAAAAUUAAUAAAUGAAUAAUGAAAAGUAAGACUCAUAGUAGAAAACAAAGUAUCAGCCCUCUUUUUACCAACAUUUUCUCUACUAACAUUUUUAAAGAGAAACAAUCCAGGAGGAAAGAGCAAAAAUGCCGUACUUUCACGUACUUCCUGUACUUCUGGACUAGGCCGUAACUGUGCAUCAGAUUUUUUUUAGCUAUUUGAAGCCUACUAUCCGCCUGUAUUACGGCAUAUUAGCCGAACUGCAACCCAGGUAAGUUUAUCUGACCAAAAGGCCCAAAUACUUCAUGAUACUUCUACUUUGGAAGUGUCAUGAAGUAUUCGGGCUUUUUGGUCAGAUAGACUAACGUAGGUUGCACUUCGGUUAAUACACCGUAGUACAGGUCAAUAGUAGACUUAAAGUAGCUAAAGAAAUCUGAUGCAAAGUUACGGAAUAAUCUGGAAGUACAGGAAGUACGUAAAAGUACGGCAUUUUUGCUUCUUCCUCCUUGGAAACAAUUCAUGUUAUACCAACAGUCCUUUAUCAAAUGAUCGUCUUUCUCGUGUUAUUGAAACAAGCAGAAAUUACUAAAACUGGUGCUGCUCACUGUCUUAUGUUUUUCUUUAUUUUUGCUUUUUUAAUAAAUAUCCGGAGCCAACAAAAACUGUCUUGUUUUCCUUUAAAACAUCUUUGUACUUCUUGGUACUUCUCGGUACUUCUCGGUACUUCUUGGUACUUCUUGGUACUUCUUGGUACUUCUCAGUACUUCUUGGUACUUCUUGGUACUUUUCGGUACUUCUUGGUACUUCUUGGUACCUCUCGGUACUUCUUGGUACUUCUCAGUAAUUCUUGGUACUUCUUGGUACUUCUCGGCACUUCUUGGUACUUCUCGGUACUUCUCAGUACUUCUUGGUACUUCUUGGUACUUCUCGGUACUUCUGUACUUCUUUGUACUUCAGAAGUACAGAAGUAUGCUUUUUACCCCUUGUGGAGAAUGGUUUCUGAUAUACGCAAAGAUAUUCAAUAAUAUCUACUCACGAGGGAAGAUCUUCAACUGUCCAAUUCCCUUUUGAGUUCGGACUUUGUGCAAAAGAUAGACCUCAGUGAGAUAUGAAAAACCCCAAAAGAUUAAAUGCCCUUAGGCCUUCUGUCCAAACUUAUAGGCAUUUUACUGGAAUUUUAGCGUAUGACAUGGUAUAUACCAAUAAAUCAAAUGACAGUAUUUCGACCUGAGAUUUUGCCCACAGACAAGUCUAUUUGUGAGUGGAAUAUCCUGAAAAUUUCAGCUGAAAAUGAUAUUUCCUUCUAGAGAUAUUUAAGUCCUAAAACUGACUCAUAUACUACAAAAAAUGCUAGAAUUUUCCGUUGUUGGGGACUUAAAUAUCUCUAGAAGGAAAUAUCAUUUUCAGCUGAAAUUUUCAGGAUAUUCCACUCACAAAUAGACUUGUCUGUGGGCAAAAUUUCAAGUCGAAAUACUGUUAUUCGAUUUAUUGGUAUAUACCAUGUCAUAGGCUAAAAUUCCAGUAAAAUGCCCAUA
Molecule: messenger RNA, 5651 nt
Organism: Rotaria sp. Silwood1
Lineage: Eukaryota; Metazoa; Rotifera; Eurotatoria; Philodinida; Philodinidae
Source: the annotation of a GenBank genome assembly